UUUUUUUUUUAAUCUAAUCAUGGCUUACAAUCUUUUCUGAAGCAUGAUGGCUUACAAUCUGAAACAAAAACUGUUCUCAAUUACUCUUCUGUUCUGCAUAAUUUUUUCACCAACUGAAACAGCAUCAACAUUCAGCCAUUACAAUUGCACAACCAUAAAAAAGUUUAGUCCAAAAAGCAUUUACCAAACCAAUCUAACCACACUCUUAUCAACACUUUCAUCCAAAGCACUCAACCAUGGCUACUACAACACUAGUAUUAGUACAAUCGAUGAAAAAGAAGACACUAUCUAUGGUCUCUUCAUGUGUAUAGGAUACACAAGUAACUGUGGAGAAUGUGUUCAAAACUCUACCAAAAUACUUACCUCAAUGUGUAACUUAAAUAAAGAAGCUAUAAUUUGGUCUGAUGAAUGCUUGGUGCGUUAUUCUGAUCGAUCUUUCUUUGGCACUUUGGAAGAAUCUCCAUCAUGGUGUGUGAAGGGCUCAAUGGAUUAUGAAGGUCCAUUGAAAGGAUUCAACAAAAUGCUAAAUUCUUUGAUGCUGGAUCUUGUAACUCAAGCAAUUUCUUUGUUGAAGAAGCCUGUAACUCAAGCUAUUAAAACUUCAACGGGAAAUUCUAUCAAAUUUGUUCUCAAGAGAGCAAUUUUCUUUGAGGACAAAUUCUUGUAUGGCCUUGCUCAAUGCAUACCAAAUCUCUCUAAUGAUAAUUGCAUGAAGUGUUUAAAUGAUGCUAUAAAUUAUCUGCAAACCUCGUGUGCUAAAGGAAAGAUUAGAGGAAGUGUUUUAUAUCCAAGUUGUGUUGUUAGAUAUGAUCCUUAUCCAUAUUUCGAACAACCAAUAGUAAAAAGCGAGGAAAAUGAAGUACAAUCAUUUAAAAUAUUUUUUCACGUUCUUGCUCCUGUCAUGAUUUGCUCGGUUGCGGGUUUCUUUUUCGUGUAUUAUCUGAGACGUAGGAGAGCGAGGAAGAAUCUCAUGUACCACAGAGAAAAUUUUGGGGAAGAGAUUACAUCAGAAGUGAACUCUCUGCAAUUUGAUUUCGAUAUGAUUCGACUAGCAACAAACAAGUUCUCUGAAGAUAACAAGAUCGGAGAAGGUGGUUUUGGAGAUGUUUACAAGGGAAUGUUUCCUAAUGGAUAUGAAAUAGCGGUAAAGAGGCUCAUAAGAAAUUCGAGUCAAGGAGCUGUGGAAUUUAAGAAUGAGGUAUUGUUAAUAGCCAAGCUUCAACACAGAAAUCUUGUGAGAUUGUUAGGAUUUUGCAUUCAAAGGAAUGAGAAGAUACUCAUUUAUGAAUAUAUGCACAACAAAAGCCUUGAUUAUUACCUAUUCAGUCCUGAGAACCAUAGAAAAUUAACUUGGCAUGCACGCUACAAGAUUAUAAGAGGGAUUGCACGAGGUAUUCUUUAUCUACAUGAGGAUUCUCAUCUAAAAAUCAUACACUGUGAUCUUAAACCCAGCAACAUUUUGUUGGAUGACAAAAUGAAUGCAAAGAUAUCAGAUUUUGGCUUGGCAAGGAUUGUUGCCAUUGAUCAAAUGCAAGGAAACACUAGUAUAAUUGCUGGAACAUAUGGCUACAUGUCUCCUGAAUAUGCAAUGCUCGGCCAGUUUUCUGUUAAAUCCGAUGUAUUCAGCUUUGGAGUCAUAAUGCUUGAGAUUGUUAGUGGAAAAAGAAACGUUGAUUAUAAUGGAGUAAACUCCAUUGAUGACCUCGUGAGCCAUGCAUGGAAAAAAUGGACUGAAAAUAAGCAAAUGGAAUUAUUGGAUCCUGCAUUGACAUACUCAUUUUCAGAAACAGAAGUCAGUCGGUGCAUACAGCUUGGUCUACUAUGUGUGCAAGAAAAUCCAGAUCAGAGGCCUACUAUGGCAACAAUUGCUUUGUAUUUCAACAUUGAUUCAAUUGAUUUGCCACUACCUCAACAGCCACCAUUUUACAUGCGUGGUAAAAUAGAAUCAAAGGUGGCUAGUAAAAAAACAAUGUCAGGUCGACCAAGGAGUUAUUCAGUGACAAGGUUUUAAGUUGUUGUCAUAUUUGUUAUCUACCUCAUAAUCUUUUAUAGUGAGGGAAAUGGCAAAAGAAAAUAUAGUUUAUGUGAUUUCAAUUUCAGUUUUAUGCAGACUUUGAAAACUUUGAUAUUAUGUUAUAAACCCUCUUUUAGUGGUAGUACUAGUAACUAUGUCACCUUGAAUAUCAUGAGUGUUUUCUAUUUUUAUGUUGUAUGUAAACGGUUUUUUCAAUGUUUUGAUACAUUUGUGAUAAAUAUGGUUUAAA
Molecule: messenger RNA, 2264 nt
Organism: Medicago truncatula (barrel medic)
Lineage: Eukaryota; Viridiplantae; Streptophyta; Magnoliopsida; Fabales; Fabaceae
Product: putative receptor-like protein kinase At4g00960
Exons: 7
Coding region: 44-2011 (655 amino acids)
Biological process (GO): defense response to bacterium; protein phosphorylation
Cellular component (GO): plasma membrane
Molecular function (GO): ATP binding; protein serine/threonine kinase activity
Source: RefSeq, a predicted model, not a curated record